AUGGCAGCUAAUGGAGAUAACCCUCCUGGUCGCGAGCCUGUAAAUGGAUGGAAGCCCGCAGAGCCAGCCUCGUCCAUCCUUGCGGCACAUUUCGCUCCGCGUCUCGCAUCCCAAGGGCACGAAGCGCAGCGACUGUCGCGAGACACCUUUUCACAGCUUCGGCAAGAACUUCUUGGUGAAAAGCAUAUCCAAAUGCGUGCUGAUGAAGGUAUUACCGACAUCAACAAAUUAGUAUGUAUUGUUCUCCAGGCCGGCUUGGAGGCUAGUCCAACCAACAGCGCCUCGGAAGGGGAUCUGGAAGGGCAGGUCUUUGACUGUCUGGACAUCAUUCAAGCAAGCAUCGAAAAGGCCCCACAAGCUCUGUGGGACAUCUCGGAUCCGCUCAUACUGGGCGAGGAACUUCAAGCGCCGUUGUUUGCAUGGUUGAUCCUUCGACUGAUUAGGUUGGCAUGCAACUGGCAAUGCGAAGCUAUUCAGGACAAAAUUCGCCUGGUGUUCACCAGCAUCGCUUGUUUGCAAUAUAAGCACGCUCUUUCAUCUCCUUCCUUUAAUGGCAUUUCGCCCCAAGGCGACCAUCGAAAGCCUCGAGAAGCGCCGAGUCCUGAUCCUUCGCCAGAAUCUCUCUUGGGUACUCAACGGAUACAAUCGCCUACGAAGAGUAUUAGUCAAAUGGCUACAGAGUGCACGCUCGAAGUUGAGCUCAAACGAAGAGGAAACCUGCCUUCAAUUUUUAUCGUCUUCCCGCCGUUUCUUAUCAGCCAUGCAUUUCUUGCAAUGCAAGGUCAGAUUAGUCACUAUCUGGACGAAUUCGUGCAAUCAACGAGACACUCCAGUUCUUCUGCCCAGCUGCUGAGGGAAAUAAUUCUGCCGGCCCUAGCAGAGAUCGAGGACCGGGAUCUUGAUCUGCAGUCCAUGGAUCCUUGCCUUUUGACCUCUCUUCAAUCUCUUCGUGCCGAGCUGUUGGCCACCUCGACACCGGCAAGACGCUCAUCGGCGGUCACAUCAGUGGCUCUGGUGGAAGACUUUUCCCUUGCCAGUGACAAGCCCGGUGCGACAGGUCAAAGAACAGAAGAGAAUGACAAAGCGCGCGCAUCAAAGCGGAUUUGCCUUUCUGGCGAGCUCUCUGGCCAGAAUCUUCAACAGGGUUUAAUGGCAAAACUAUCUUCACUACUGGGCCAUGACCCUACUGAAAGCUUGACGGAAUUACAUGCUGCAAUUCAGAGCUCAUUCGAAAGUCUAUCUGAAUACCACAAGUCGGAGAUUAUGGAACUAAUGGGCAAAGUUUCUUGCUCCAUGACGAAUAAUUUGGUGCAGAAGCCGUCGAUGAUUGGAAUGCGGGAGACUGUCUUUUGUCACGCCUGUGAUGGUGAACGUCUCCAACCUGAAAUGCUUCCAGAGAAAGAAACGCUUCAGUUUGAGGUGUUAUGGUCAAUAUUCAAUUUCAUAUUACCAAAACUUACACGCACACCUGGCCCACGCAUCACUGCUAUGGUGGCUUUGAAGAGAAUCCUAAUGCACUCUCCUGGCUCAAAUCACAUGCAUCUUUCAUCAUCUACAGCUGGAGAAUUCUGUCUUCAUUCCCUUCGCAGCUCUGUCCGAGAGCUUCGGGUCGCGACCGGCUAUUCAAUGGUAGCAUUUGUGCGUUCUAAUCUCCAACCGGACAUCCGUCGGGCGAAUUUUGUCAUUGUAUUGGAAUGGCUGAAAAACCUCUCAGAGAAGGACGACAUGCCUUUACAAGAAGCAUGCGUUCUGACAUUGUGUCAACUUGCCAGUGUCUCAGAAGAUGAAGAGAAAAACAUCAUUCUCCUUCGUCUCCUGGAGUAUCUCGGUCAUCCAAAUCCCUAUGUCUGUGCCGUUGCCUACAAUGAGCUGUCUAAACUUGCGCAGCAAUUUGCAGUGACUCCUGCUGGCUUGUUUCGGCCCUAUUGGAGGACUUUGUCCGUGGUGAUCGUCAAAAACCUCCAGACUCGCCCACACAUGGCCGAGCAGCUUUGCGAAUUGCUUGGAAUGAAAGUGGAUGGCUUCCUUCGUCUGACGGAGGUACAUGUCCUCCCAUAUUUGGUUCUGACCCGGAAACGGGACAUCAUUUGCAGGAUCGGGGCAAGUCGCAAUGAAGGCGAAUCGCCAUUCGAUGUCUGCUCCGAAAAGAACAAUCUCGCUGCGAUCCUUUCUUUCCUAUUGUCUCAGCAAUCGAACGACCCAGAGGCGAUGAUCAUGUCUUUAUUAGCUGAGAUAGAUCCUGCUUUCAGAAGUCGGACACUAGCCGAUCUGGUUCGGAUCGAGCCGAUUCUUAUCGCCUGUGACUUACUCAAAAGUCUCGGGGAUGCUGGAGAGCAGAAUAAGGAGAGAUUCCAUCAAGCACUUAUGCGCCUGGCUACAUUCGUUCCGCGGAAGUAUGCUCAUGGUAGCUCUUCCAAAAAGACAGACCUCUUAAGCCACUUUAUUGAGGAACAUGUUCUUGGUAUCAUCACUCAAUUUGCAAAUGCAAUUAACGACUUCCAGGUGAGACAGACUUUGGCGGAAAAAAGACGAAAUCUCAAAGCCAUUGAAGAGAUGAUCAACAUCUCUCAAGGCCAUGUUAGCAAUGCACUGCCCCAAGUCUGUGCCUGCCUCCGAUCAGCACUUGAUAUUGAGGAGCUUUGUGACCACGCUUUUGCGGCCUGGAAGACCUUGAUCAGCUCACUUAGUGAGGAGGAUAUCGAGCCGCUCAUCGACCAGACAUUGGCGAUUGUCAUCAGCUCAUUGAUCAUAUUCUGA
Messenger RNA from Penicillium maclennaniae, 2757 nucleotides. RefSeq lists its product as uncharacterized. Gene Ontology annotation, molecular function: protein serine/threonine kinase activity. The transcript has 10 exons. Bases 1 to 2757 code for a protein of 918 amino acids. NCBI's taxonomy places the organism in Eukaryota, Fungi, Ascomycota, Eurotiomycetes, Eurotiales, Aspergillaceae. The record is from RefSeq and is a predicted model, not a curated record.